Molecule: messenger RNA, 4120 nt
Organism: Xenopus tropicalis (tropical clawed frog)
Lineage: Eukaryota; Metazoa; Chordata; Amphibia; Anura; Pipidae
Exons: 12
Coding region: 169-3435 (1088 amino acids)
Source: RefSeq, a predicted model, not a curated record
AUCAGUAAUUAAUCACCUUUGUACUCCAGGAAGCUCUGACUCCUCUCUCUCCGCUCAACAAACCUGCUCCAAAGUGAAAGCAAAGAUUCCUCUCCUUCUCUGAACUUGGCGAUGAGAGAUCCGACACGGAACCACAGCGCAGCCUGAAACCUUCCUUCCCCCUGCGAGAUGGGCUUCCCAGGGGUACAGGGGGGACCCCCAAACCUCCUCUGGAUCCUCCUGAUGUGUCUCCCACUGCCGGGAACUGAUGCCUUGGGAAUCACAAUGGGGGGCUCCCUGGUUAAUGCCCUGCGAGCCCAUGACGUGUUCAUACCCUGCACCAUUACUGGAUACUCGGAACUGGAUCUCACCAAGCUCUCGGUCACAUGGACUCUAAGUAAUAAAGCAGCGACCAAUCAACUCGUCUAUAAGUUCCUCUCCCAAUCCCCCCAGCCCACCCGGCCCGGAUCCUACAUAUCAACCCCAGACCUGAUAACCGGCAAUGCCGGGCUCCACUUACCCCGGGUUCAGUUCACAGAUGAAGGAGAAUAUACCUGCACUGUCUUUUAUACCCCAGAUAAAGCCGUGGGAGAGUCUGCCCUGCAGGUGUCAGUGCAACCAACGGGCACCCUGGCGCCUCCUCACGUUGUCGUGGAGACCGGGGCAGAAAGGACGGUGACGUGCGAAGCCAACGGGUUUUACCCAAAAGAUAUAACGAUUCAGUGGGUGAAGUACCUGAGCGACUCCCAGUGUCUCCCACUGAACAAAGGAACCUGCACCGGCGACCAGAUUGAGAACAAAGAUGGAACGUUCAAUGUCUCCAGUCAUCUGACCAUUAACCCUUCGCUAGAAGAGGAUGGAGAUCAAUAUUCAUGUGUUAUUUCGCACAGAUCCUUGGAAAAGGAAGAAAAGCUGAACUUCACCCUGACUGUAACAAGACAAGAGGACAAAACCAGCGCAGUUAUUGGAACCAUAAUAUCGACACUCGUUGUAGCAUUCGCUGUCGCUUUAGCCAUCGCUGGUUAUGUAACGUUCAUCAAAAAGCAACCCCCCAAACUCUCUCCCAUUACCGGAGCGGAACAUUUGGUGCAUAUGAACAGGGCGACUCUCUCCUGCCAGAUCUCUGAGUUCCGGCCCAAACCCGUAACAAUUACAUUGUGUUUGAAAAGAAAAGGGGGUGACAUGGUAGCAAUUUACUCCUGGAAAUCCGAGGCCCAAACGGAUCAUUCUAUAAAGAGAGCGGAACAGUCUGUGGCUAUUGAGUUGGACGAGACGGAGCAGUUAGUGAGUAAUGGAGACAGUUCCCUGCCCCCGGCACAGAGGGCGCUGCGAGUGGAAAUGAUUCCUCUGAUAAAAACAAGUAAAAAGCACAUUUCCAGCUGCCAGUGCACAAUCCAUAUCACUCCCAGUGUAGAAGAGGACGACGGGGCAGAACUGUCAGUUUGGGUCACUCACCGGAGUCUGAGCCCUCCCAUCUCUGUAAGUUGCCCUUUAAAGAUAGAAGGAGUGAGCCCCAAGCUCUUCACCAUUGUGUUUCCCCUUCGUAUCCUCCAUGGAGAAUCCGUGACUCUAACUUGUCCCAUCAAUGGGUUCAAGCCAAAGCCGCUCUCUGUUACUUGGAUACGAGUGGAUUCCGCGGGUCAGCAAACUGAAAUCGUCUCUUGGGAAUAUGGAACAACCAAGAUGGAUUAUUCUAGAUAUUCUCACUGCCUGAAAGAGAACGUACAUGAAGAUCAUUCCAACAGCUUCCUCAGUCUUCUGACCAUGAAGCCGACAGUUAGAGAGGACCAUGGAGUGAACUACAUCUGCAGAACUUAUCAUUAUGCAACAAACUCCGGAGCAGAAGAAAGAAUGGAAAUGUGUGUUUUAGCUGUUCCAGAACUGAAUCAAAUCAAGACGUCACCAGAGAUUCCAUGUGUUGGGGAAGAGAUGAAGUUCUCUUGCAAGAUCCACUCCUUCCACCCACAAAACUUGACAGUUUCCUGGUACAAAGAGAGUGAAGUCUUGUCAACGGAGAGCAGCACGACUGUUGCUAAUGAUAACGGGUUGUUGAGUUUCACCAGCUGUAUAACAUACAGACCCAGUGUGAUGGACAUUGGGAAGAGGUUCCGGUGUGAGGUCUCUCAUCCGAGUCUCCAACAUCCUAAAUGUGUUUCCUGGGAACUGAAACAUCUGGUUCAUAACCCGAGUGUAAGUGAUAUAAAAUGCAAUCCUGAAAUUCUGGAGCGCAACCAACCGGCAGUGUUAUCGUGUAUUAUAAAGGAUUUCUAUCCUGAAGACCUCGCCAUCCGCUGGUACAAAGGACUGGAACCUGUCUCUUGUAAUAAUUACACAGAGGUCCUACAGGAAGACACAACAUCAGGAUUUUUCUCCAAAACCACAGAAAUGUCGUUCAUUCCAUCCAUCAAUGACCACGGGACAGAGUUCCACUUGGAGGUUACGGCCUCUGGGGAGGUUGUCAAAAGGACAAUUUGUAUAGAACUAAAGGGGCUGCCACAAGUCAAAGAUAUCAUUUGCAAUAAGCACCCCCCAAAAUAUGGAGAAGAACUAACCCUAAGCUGCGAGGUGAUUGGAUGCAACGCCCGAGACAUCACAGCGGAAUGGCGAGAGAACGAUAUUCCCAUAUUUCCCAGGAGAGAAAUGAAAGCAGAAACCCAAAUACACGCAAAUUCCAUCUCCUUCCGCCUCAUACUGACGCCCACAGCAGAGCAUUAUGGGAAAUUAUUUACCUGCCUGAUAAAGCACAAGGAUUUAAUGCACCCAAUUAAGAAGAAUAUCUCCCUGAGGCUGCCGGAUGUGCCGCCCACCUUAUCCGAAAUCACAGUUUUCCCCAAAAGACCUGAGGCCAACAGAAGAGCCUCCUUCACUAUCUCCAUCUCUGGCUUCUCACAUAAAGGCCUCCAAGUCAAGUGGCUGAAAUCCUUCACUCCCCUUACAGCGAAUAUAGAGACCACAGCGCCCCUAGCAGGAAGGGACGGGUUAUACAGUUGCACCAGCACAUUGAGAUACACCCCCACCGACAGCGACCAUGACAAGUUCAUCCGAUGUGAAGUCACUGCCAACAGGGAAAUCAAGGGGAAACAGUUCCAGUUAUAUCUCAGGGGGGAUGAACCCAAGAGCAACCUAACCCCGACUGCAACAGAAGGAAGGAAAGUUCCAGUGCAAAAAGAGGUAGAAGUGGGGGAGAUUGUGUGUGUGACCCCCCCCAGCCCCAGGGAGGGAGAGGCCGUUACCCUUCAGUGCAUCAUUAGAGGGCAAGAUGCACAACAUGGAGACUUCUCCUGGAGUGACGGGAUGUUCCCCAUUGAUGAAAGCCAAAUAGACAACUCCAACCUCCCUGAUGGCUCCGGCUGUAUCUCCAGGGUCACCUUCACUCCUGAACAUGGCAAAAUAAGGUUUGAGGCCACAUUUAACUUCGUAACCACGGAGAGAACCUACCUACUGCAACUGGUAUGAGAUGUAUAAGUUACUGGGGAUCUACAGACAUUGUACAGACUGUAGCAAACGCUCUUCAACAAGCUCAGGAGAACCAACCCAAGAGCCUUCAGAGCACAAAGCUAAUGACUAUGUUUAUUGUAUUGAGUUACAGAUCCAUCCGCUGAGGCCAAUUGUGGUCUCCAAUGAAAAUUGGAAAACAAUUCAAUAAAAUAAUGGGAUGUAAUGAGGGUGCGACGCCACAAUACAAAGACAACCAAUAAAUACCCUUCUCUCAAAGCCAAUAAGGAAGAGCAGUAGAACCUAAUGGAACUGAGUGUAGGGCGGCCCACGGGGGAUACAAAUGUCUAUUUUAUAUUGCAAUUUAUGGGCACAACUGGUUAUUAUUACAUUAAAUGGGCGGGGGCAGGAUGGCUUAAUGCCCUUUACUCAUUGCUAGGGUGGGGCAGUCCGACUGUGUUUGUCUGAUUGAAGGGUAAAAACUAUUGUUCGACCAAUAAACCAAAGAAAUAGACAGAGACUGAAUACUCGGAGCGUCUAAUAACAAACACGAGUUGAUCCUGAGCCGCUUGUUAAACAAAUAAAUGGGAAUUAAAUAUAUUUGUAUCUUCUGCUCUGGAUUCUCAUCCUUUUAUCUUCAUUUUUAUUCUUUUCUACGUCAGUUUCUUUCUGUCGUUAAAGAAUAAAGAACCUUUGUUUUGUGUUU